GGGUGGGCACGCCCUGGCACAGGGUGCCCAGAGCAGCCGUGGGUGCCCCUGGAUCCCUGGCAGUGCCCAAGGCCAGGCUGGACAGGGCUGGGAGCAGCCUGGGACAGUGGGAGGUGUCCCUGGCCAGGGCAGGGGUGGCACUGGAGGGGCUUUAUGGUCCCUUCACCCCCAAACCAUCCUGUGAUUCCACAUAAAAUUGUUUGCCGCAGUUGGAAGUUCUCAAACUCUCACUUUGAGGAGCUGCUGGGAAGGUCCUGAUGGCGAAUCUGAUUCCAGCUCGUUUCUCUGUCCUGCUGCUCCCAGGGCAGCUCCAGGAGCUGUCCCGAGCCUGCAGAGCUGGUGCAGGGCAGAGCAGCCGCCCCUCGCCGGCGGUGACGUCCCAUGAAGACAUUUUGAGCCUCCACACUUCCUGACCAGGGCUUACUUCACGUGUCUGGGUCUGCCUUGGCUGCUCUGGAAGGAGUGAGUCCCCCAGCCCUGCCCGGGUCGGUGACAAUUCUGGGAAAAGCCAUCCCAGGCCUUUUUCUAGGAAAGCCACCGUGCUCUUUCCUGCCACAGCCGUGCCAGUCUGAUGUGGUGGAGAGGAGCAGCAGCAGGAGGAGGAAGACGAGGAUGAGGCUGGAGCAGUCCCUGCCCCUCCUGGGGCUCCUGCUGUGUGCAGUUGGCACAACAGCUCAGCAGGAUGAGGAAUUUGAGGGGGAAUUCCUGGUGGAGAUUUCUGGCACCACGGUGACAAUCACGUGUCCCUUGGAGGAUGAGAACAUCCAGUGGGACCUGCCUAGGAAAACAGACGAAACCAGGGACAGGAGUUUGAUUAUAAGAGACCACGACAGCGCUCCUGCCAACCUGAGCUGCUCCUCGGGCAGUAAGAGGCGUCAGCUGUACCUGAACGCCAGAGUGUGUGCCAACUGUGAGGAGCUGGACGCCUGGACCGUGGCGGGGAUCAUCACUGCAGACCUGCUCAUCACCCUGGGGCUGCUCAUCCUGGUCCACUACUUCAGCAAGGGCAGGAAGGGCCGGGCCAGCACCGCUGGGGACAGCCGGCCACGAGGUCAGAAGAUGCAGCGUCCUCCCCCCGUCCCAAACCCGGACUAUGAGCCCAUCCGGAAAGGCCAGCGGGAGGUGUACGCAGGCCUGGCACCCCGGGGCAUCUGAACCCCCGGGGGUGACGGGCUGGAGGCCAGCAGGACCACAGCCAAAUGCUUUGCCCAGCUUGUUCCCAGCUCUCUGCAGCUCUGCUCUGGCAUCCUGGGGUAAGCCAGGCGGCCACAGGACAGGUACACAUUGUCCCACCCCGGGCUGUGCCGUCAGGGAACAGAAAUGAGCACAUUGGCAAGAGAUUUCCUUCUCAUUAAAGGACUGCAGCCUCA
Messenger RNA from Prinia subflava (tawny-flanked prinia), 1370 nucleotides. RefSeq names its product T-cell surface glycoprotein CD3 epsilon chain. Gene Ontology annotation, biological process: positive thymic T cell selection; cell surface receptor signaling pathway. Gene Ontology annotation, cellular component: alpha-beta T cell receptor complex; external side of plasma membrane; membrane. The record is from RefSeq and is a predicted model, not a curated record. Lineage: Eukaryota; Metazoa; Chordata; Aves; Passeriformes; Cisticolidae. The transcript is spliced from 7 exons. The coding region runs from base 613 to 1155 and encodes 180 amino acids. Gene Ontology annotation, molecular function: transmembrane signaling receptor activity.